Sycon ciliatum is the source of this 2892-nucleotide messenger RNA. RefSeq lists its product as uncharacterized. Gene Ontology annotation, cellular component: endoplasmic reticulum. Gene Ontology annotation, molecular function: protein binding; iron ion binding; L-ascorbic acid binding. Gene Ontology annotation, biological process: peptidyl-proline hydroxylation to 4-hydroxy-L-proline. Bases 241 to 2361 code for a protein of 706 amino acids. NCBI's taxonomy places the organism in Eukaryota, Metazoa, Porifera, Calcarea, Leucosolenida, Sycettidae. The transcript has 12 exons. The record is from RefSeq and is a predicted model, not a curated record.
GCUGAGGUGAGUAGAUCAACCAGUUACCUGCCGCUGUGCUUUGCUUCCACGUGUCCCAGGCGAAGGCAAUGCGAUUUUCUCGCAUUGAUCCGCUGCCACUAGCAUUGUGAGUGGAGACGAGAAGUCGGAGAAGAGUAAAGCUACUGAAGGUCUCGCCAUCACUCAUAUCACGCUGCCUUGGCCUGGCAGUAGCUGCUAUUCCAAUCUGCCGGCGCUAUCGCCGGACUGGUGACGCGGAGCAUGGGGAAGAACGGAGCGAGACACCGAGCGGGAAAAGGCACCCCAGUGAGCCCUGGCGCUGCUGCAAACGGAGAACGCGGCGACGCGAAGAUGAACCAGGACGGGCUACCGAACUCCAGUGAGGAUAGAGCAGAGAAGACUCGACUAUCCGAUAGCAACCCUAGCGAAUUUGAGGACGAAUCGGAUGACGACCAGCACGUUAGGUCGCCGGAUAGCAAGCAACGUGAUCGCGUUCGAAGCAAACGAGAUGAGAGAAAGAGCAACGCGGUUAUCACGGUCAUUGCCAUCUUGGUGGUAGGUGCGUUAGUAGCUGUGACCAUUAGGCAACGUUGGAAAUACGAGAAUGAAUUGCGUCGCCAAGAGCAGGAGGUCUUCGAAGACGACGACGAUUUGAAACCGCUGGAAGAUUUAUAUGACGACUCGGACGCAUCUAACUCGAAGCAGAGCAGAGGGAGCCCGGGAGGUGAUGGAAGAGCUUCGCCAGAAGAUCGCAACAACUUAGACGAAGACAUUGAUGACUACGACAACCCUGAUGGAGAUGAUGAGGAGGAUGAUGGCAGCCAAGACACAAGCGCACCUGGCGAUGGAGACGGACAGAAAUCUCGACGAGAACAGGACGCUUACAAAGAUGACCUAGCGGGCAUGCAGCCCACGGACCCGAUGGAAGAAGACGAUAUUGUCCCCGACGACCGUGACCAGCAUCUCGAGAAGCCUCAAGACGGCAACGACAAAUACGAGGGCACGCUAGCGUCGCUAAUGCGUCCGCAUGAGCCACUGAAGAUCAACUUCUGGCGUAACAUAGCCAACAAGGCGGCGACGCUAAAUGCCACGUCACUGCACCCGAACGGCAAUAUCCUUCACAUCGAAAACCUGCUGACGACGACGGAAUGCUUGCAGAUGAUCCAGCACCACGAGUCGCUAGUUAGCGAGCACGCUAACCCACCUCCAUGGUGUUUUGAGGAUGAAAACUGGGUAGGCACGGUGCUAGAUGAAGAGAAGAUUGGGAAGGACACGGAGACGUUUCAGAUCAACCAAGCCGGAUCCAAAAACAUGUUCUGUGCACAGAGUGAUGAAGUGCAUGAUCGCCUAUCAGCACGUUACCCACACAGCCAAGCCACACUGGUCGCGAGAGGAGAGAAUGAGGCUGUGGAUGCCGUGGAACGUAAGCUAGACAGCAAGGUCGGUCUGCCCAAGGACAACGCCUAUCACACACAACUUAUCAAGUACAGGCAGGGCGAGACGUAUUAUCCUCAUGUUGACUGCGAUCCUACUAAGACUGCACACACAGAGGCCAGGAAUGAUCGUCUGGCAACCAUUAUCAUCUAUCUGUCCGAUGUGAAACAGGGCGGAGGUACUACGUUUCCAAAGCUAGGAGUGACUGUCAAACCCAAGAGAGGGUCAGCCAUAGUCUUCAGGAAUUUGGAUGAGAAAGCAAAGUGCAACAUGCAGAUGCUGCACAAGGGUGACGCACCAUUGUCCGGUGUCAAAUAUAUCUAUCAGCAUUGGUAUCAUGAAACUAUUAUACUGCCGUCUUACAUGCAGAAUGUAGUGCUGUGUGAUGCUAGUGACAGUUGUCGGGAAUACAUCCACGCCAAGGCGACCAGAGAGGCCAGCAAAAUUGUUAGCAAAGGUGACAUGGCAAGACCAAACAUCAAGAAGAGUGCUGAUCUCUACAGGAAGGCUCUGGAGAUACAACCUCUGCAUGCCCAAGGCCUGCUCUACCUAGCUGACAGUUUGGCACAGUUGAAACAAGAUAGGGAGGCACUCAAGUAUUUCGAAAAGCAUUUAAACAUCCAUCCGAAGAGCAUUGACGGAAACUUUGUGGCUGCUGGAAUUUGGCAAGACAUGGGUCGCCGUGGAAAAGCAAUCGAGUUACUCCAACGUGUUGUUGCCGUGUCCCCUCGUGAUGGUGAUGCCCUGUACAACCUCGCUACACUCUAUGCUGAGGAAGGACACAAGAAGAAGGCAGCAACAUCACUGAAGAGUUUGGUGAAGUUCAAUGCCAAGGAUCAUGGCGCCCAUUCGUUCCUGGCUGAGUUGCUGACAGAACUCGGAGAUGAGAAAGGUGCAUCAGAACACCGGGCCACUGCCGACAAGCUAAAGACAAGAAUAAGAGAGUGAUCUGAGAGUGGUCUGAGAGUGAUCUGAGAGUGGUCUGAGAGUGGUCUGAGAGUGUCCUGAGAGUGAUCUGAGAGUGAUCUGAGAGUCUAUCUCUAAUUGAUUUUUCAUGGUUUCGGGUAUCUUUGGGGACUCUCCACUUCUGUGAUGAUGGUACAUCAUUCAUUGUUCCAAUCCAUCGUCACACUGAUUUGUAGUAAAAUGGUUAUAUUGAGAAGUGUAGCUGUUAGAAGUUGUCCAUGUCCAGAGCGUUGGGUAUACAGGUACUGCAAACACAUUGGCGAACUGUCAAACUCGUCUGUUUACAAAUUGCCUAACAUUUCUACUGCAAUAUUCUAGACUCGGAAGGCCGCAAAGUUACACCUGGCACCAGUGACAUCGUUCUGCAGCUGUCUGCCCUCACACCCGGCCACAUAUGCAUUUGUAUAAUAGUGUAUAUUGUUUACAAAAACAGUUCGUUUCCCUGUCAGUUGUAUGGGUACUGCGGUCGGGGCUAAUGAAGUCCGUGCUAAUGAAAUCCCACCGGCUAAUCCA